UGCAAGGACUGCAUGACUCCCGCAGCCUCGCCUCGCUGCGGUCCGCCCCCUUCCCAGACCCGGAGGCUGCUGGAGGGGAGGGAGGUGCCGCUGCCUGGACAAGGAGGGGCCCUGCAGGAAUAUUCGUCCUCAACGUGCAGUUUGGCUGGCAGGCCCCCCGCCCAGGAUCCCGUCUGCAGCCGCUGCUGGUGAUCCCUACGUGAGAAGUUUUUUUAUGUAGACCGACAAGAGAGAGAGACACAAUGGCAAAUUCAGCCAGAGAACAUCUGCUUUUUGUGCGACGACGUAAUCCUCAGCUACGGUAUACUCUGAGCCCAGAGAACCUGCAGAGCCUGACAUCUCAGGGCACCAUACCUGAGAACAUGAACUUGCAGCGUGCCAACAGUGACACUGAUCUAGUGACCUCUGACAGCCGCUCUAGUUUGACAGCGAGUAUGUAUGAAUACACCCUGGGGCAAUCUCAGAACCUCAUUAUUUUCUGGGAUAUUAAAGAAGAAGUUGACCCAACAGACUGGAUAGGACUUUAUCAUAUAGAUGAGAAUUCUCCUGCCAAUUUCUGGGAUUCCAAGAACCGGGGAGUGACGGGCACGCAAAAAGGACAAAUCGUAUGGCGAAUUGAACCUGGCCCCUAUUUUAUGGAACCUGAAAUAAAGAUCUGUUUUAAAUACUACCAUGGUAUUAGUGGAGCCCUGCGAGCUACUACCCCAUGUAUCACUGUGAAAAACCCUGCUGUGAUGAUGGGGGCGGAAGGCAUGGAGGAAGGUGCUUCUGCAGCUCAACAAUCUCGGAAACUAGUCAGCUUUGCAUUAUCAGAUAUUAGAGCAGUUGGGCUAAAAAAAGGGAUGUUCUUCAAUCCUGAUCCUUACCUAAAGAUGUCCAUUCAGCCAGGAAAGAAAAGCACGUUUCCUACAUUUGCCCAUCAUGGUCAGGAAAAAAGGUCUACUAUCAUCAGUAACACAACUAAUCCUGUUUGGCACAGAGAGAAAUAUUCUUUUGUUGCACUUCUAACAGACGUCUUGGAAAUUGAAAUUAAAGACAAAUUUGCCAAGAGUCGUCCUAUCAUCAAGCGCUUUCUUGGGAAGUUAACAAUACCAGUCCAGAGACUAUUGGAGAGGCAUGCAAUAGGGGACCAGAUUCUUAGCUAUAACCUUGGCAGAAGGCUCCCAGCUGACCAUGUAAGUGGGUAUCUCCAAUUCAAAGUCGAGAUUACAUCUUCCAUUCAUGAAGAUGCUUCACCAGAAACCGUUGGUACUUUGCUAGGAGUGAACUCUGUGAAUGAAGACUUAGGAAGCCCUUCUGAUGAUGAGGACAUGCCAGCAGGGAACCAUGACACACUUCCAGUUUGUUUAAAUGGCCCAAUCCUUGAGGAAUCUGUUGGAAAUGCAGUCCUUACACAUUCUUUAAGGACUAGUACAACUCUGGAAAUGGACCAGGAAGAGUUAACCUCUACUGCUGCAAGGUCAUCACCUAACAGAGGUCGCCAGGACUCAUUGAAUGACUAUUUGGAUGCAAUAGAACAUAAUAGUCAUCCCAGACCUGGGACAUCUGCCUGCAGUGAGCGUUCACUUGGGGCAUCCCCAAAACUAAGGAGUAGUUUUCCUACUGACACGAGACUUAAUGCUAUGCUUCACAUUGACUCAGAUGAAGAGGAGCAUGAGUUGCAUAAAGAUCUGGAUUUUCAGUCUUCCUUGGAAGAAGAUGGCGGUUUAGUAAUGUUUAAUGGUGCUACAAGGAGUGUUGAAGGAAAUUUUUUAAGUUACUCAUCAUCAAAUCCGAUAAUGCAAGGUCCUGCAGAGGAUGGGAAAGCACCAGCCUUCGAAACUCCUUUGCAGCCCUCUGAUAACCAGCAGGAGACUCUCCAAGGGCUUCCACCAUCAGAGUUUGCUGGAGAAGAAGGUGAAGGCCAGCCAGAUUCUCAGAAUAAUCUGUCGGUAGAAUGGGCUGGCAGCGAAUUGUGUGCCUGUCAGGUGGCAGAGCAGCCUACUAGCAGUGCAGACAUGGGAGCUUCAGACUCUGCCAUUGGUAGUAGAAGAGGUAUUAGUGAAACGGAAUCCCUUGACCAAGGAUCUGAACCUUCCCAGGUAUCCUCAGAAACUGAGCACAGUGAUCCUGCUCGCACAGAAAGUGUCAGUGAGGCCAGUACCAGGCCAGAAGGAGAGAGUGAUGUGGAAGGGGCAGACAGUUCCUGCAAUGGAAGUGUGACUACACGUCUCUCCUCAGUCGAAACUCGGUGUUCUUCUUUGGAAAGUGCCAGGUUUUCUGAGACUCCUGCCUUUUCUUCUCAGGAGGAGGAAGAGGGAGCUUGUGCCACCCCUGUGACCCGAAGCGAGCCUGCUGCAGAAACACAGGACUCUGUGUGCACUCCUGGCUCCUUACCGGCGGUGCGGUUACCCAGCAGCCAAGAGGAGGCUCGGCAGCUGGCUGAAGGAGGGGAAUUACAGGAUAGAGAUGAAUCAGAAGAAAUUUGGCAGAGGAGGAGGAGUCUGCAGGCUGCAGCUGCAAGUAGCCAGUGUCAGGAUGAAGAAACUGGAGGUACCCAAGCUGCUUGCGAGGAGGGAGCUACACAAGUUGAAGGAGCUAGUGGAGGUUCCCAAGCCAAUGGCCAUCAGAAUCUGAGGUCACUACCGUCAGUACGUCAGGAUGCUAGCCGAUAUCAGAGAGUGGAUGAGGCUCUGCCACCAAACUGGGAGGCCCGAAUCGACAGCCAUGGGAGGAUAUUCUAUGUGGAUCAUGUAAACAGAACAACAACAUGGCAGCGACCCACAGCUCCUCCAGCCCCACAGAUCCUCCAGAGGUCAAAUUCUAUACAGCAAAUGGAGCAGCUGAAUCGCCGAUAUCAGAGUAUUCGUCGAACGAUGACUAAUGAGAGACCUGAAGAGCACCCACAUGCCAUUGAUGGAGCUGGAGAGGAUACUGACUUCCAUCAUUCUAAUGCAGAUUUUCGAAGGGAGAAUGUGCUGCCUCAGUCUACCUCCAGAUCCAGGCUUACUUUAUUGCUACAGUCUCCUCCGGUGAAAUUCCUUAUCAGUCCAGAGUUCUUUACAGUGCUGCAUUCUAACCCUAGUGCCUACCGCAUGUUUACAAACAACACGUGUUUGAAGCACAUGAUCACCAAAGUCCGGCGGGACACCCACCAUUUUGAGCGUUACCAGCAUAAUCGAGAUUUGGUGGGCUUCCUCAAUAUGUUUGCUAACAAACAGCUGGAGCUGCCGAGAGGUUGGGAAAUGAAGCAUGACCAUCAGGGCAAGGCUUUUUUUGUUGACCACAAUUCCCGCACCACCACGUUCAUUGACCCACGGCUUCCCUUGCAGAGUAGCAGGCCCACUAGUGCAUUAGUGCAUCGACAGCACUUAACCAGACAGCGCAGCCACAGUGCUGGUGAGGUAGGAGAGGAUGCCCGUCAUUCAGGACCACCAGUUCUACCAAGACCAUCCAGCACGUUUAAUACAGUCAGCAGGGCUCAGUACCAGGACAUGGUUCCAGUGGCCUACAACGACAAGAUUGUCGCAUUUCUGCGACAGCCCAAUAUCUUUGAAAUUCUACAAGAGCGUCAACCAGAUCUUACCAGGAAUCCUUCACUCAGGGAGAAGAUCCAGUUUAUCCGGACAGAGGGAACACCUGGACUAGUGCGUCUAUCCAGUGAUGCAGACCUUGUCAUGUUACUAAGUUUGUUCGAAGAAGAAAUAAUGUCAUACGUGCCGCCACAUGCCUUACUUCAUCCCAGUUAUUGCCAGUCCCCAAGAGGUUCUCCAGUAUCCUCACCUCAGAACUCUCCAGGUACUCAGCGUGCUAAUGCCAGAGCUCCAGCUCCUUAUAAAAGAGAUUUUGAAGCCAAACUGAGGAACUUCUACAGGAAGCUGGAGACUAAAGGAUAUGGACAAGGGCCAGGGAAAUUAAAAUUAAUCAUCAGGAGAGACCACUUGCUGGAAGAUGCCUUCAAUCAGAUUAUGGGUUACUCAAGAAAAGACCUGCAGAGAAAUAAACUCUAUGUCACGUUUGUUGGAGAAGAAGGGUUGGAUUAUAGUGGACCUUCAAGAGAGUUUUUUUUCCUGGUGUCCAGAGAGCUCUUCAAUCCAUAUUAUGGUUUAUUUGAAUAUUCAGCCAAUGAUACCUACACAGUACAAAUAAGUCCCAUGUCUGCUUUUGUAGACAAUCACCAUGAGUGGUUCAGGUUCAGUGGUCGAAUCCUUGGUCUUGCUCUGAUACAUCAGUAUUUGUUAGAUGCCUUCUUUACACGGCCCUUUUAUAAAGCCCUCCUCAGAAUACUCUGUGACCUGAGUGACUUGGAAUACCUUGAUGAGGAGUUCCACCAGAGUUUGCAGUGGAUGAAAGACAACGAUAUACAUGAUAUCCUAGAUCUCACAUUCACUGUAAAUGAAGAAGUUUUUGGGCAGAUCACUGAACGGGAAUUGAAACCAGGGGGUGCCAACAUCCCAGUCACAGAGAAGAACAAAAAAGAAUACAUAGAGAGAAUGGUGAAAUGGAGAAUUGAGAGAGGGGUUGUGCAGCAAACAGAAAGUCUAGUUCGAGGUUUCUAUGAGGUUGUUGACGCUAGGCUGGUGUCUGUAUUUGAUGCAAGAGAAUUGGAACUGGUUAUUGCUGGCACGGCAGAAAUUGACUUAAGUGACUGGAGAAACAACACAGAGUAUAGAGGAGGUUACCACGACAAUCACAUUGUAAUUCGGUGGUUCUGGGCUGCUGUAGAAAGAUUCAACAAUGAACAACGGCUAAGGCUAUUACAGUUUGUUACAGGCACAUCCAGCAUACCUUAUGAGGGGUUUGCAUCUCUAAGAGGGAGCAAUGGGCCAAGAAGAUUCUGUGUAGAAAAAUGGGGGAAAAUCACUGCUCUUCCCAGGGCUCAUACAUGUUUCAAUCGUCUUGACCUUCCCCCUUACCCAUCAUUCUCCAUGCUCUGUGAGAAACUGUUGACAGCAGUUGAAGAGACAAGUACCUUUGGACUUGAGUGAUACGCAAACCACAGUGCCCAGCUCUUUGGACGUUUGUGGAUCUGUCCUCUCAAGAAUGAAUGAACAUUUGUAUUGGAUUCUUAGAGGAAAAUUGUUUUACAAUACAAUUCAAAUAAUGAGAUUUCCAUCAAUGAGUAAAUCUAGCUUCGGAAGCAGUUACAAGCAUUGUGAUAGUGGUGGAGUAAUCUACGGUAAUACUGGAGUGCGCCUGGUGUGCAGGGAAAACUAACAGUCUUGCAAUAAACAGUUUUUCUUGACUGCCAUGUUUGUUAUGGCCCAAGCAAAAGAUGUGACCAUGCAUGAUCAGCAAGGUGGCUACUGCAAAAUCUGAUAAGUAUCUUGAAACUGGAUUUCACCAAAGUCCUUGAAUGUAAAGUUCAAGUCAAAAUGUGAAAUCGUUUAGUCCACCCCUAAAUUAGCUAAAAUCAAACUAUGGAAUUCUUUAUUAAAAAAAAAGUUUCCUAAAGAUACGUUACUUUAUGCCAUAUACUAUAACAGAAUAUCCAUUACUUGCUAUACCUAAGACUACGAGUCCCUGCAUGGUGUGCAUCAUAGAUUUCAGCUUCCUGGGCCAGAAGUGAAUUUGAAGGAAAAUCAGUAGCAAGGGAUGUCACAACAAUGGCUUGCAAUAAGGAGGUUUGUGAAAAUGUAUAUGCAAGUGGCGCGUGUAUGGCAAAUGAUGAGCUAUUAUAAGGAGAACUUAAUAAUGACUGAUUUUAUGCUUUAUACUGCAUGGAAACUGUUUUAAAAAAUAAGUAUCAAUUUACCACAGCAUAUCAGGAAAAAAACGUACACAGUGACUUCUCUUUAUUUUUAUAGGUUCAUUAUGUUAAGUUCCUCAGAGUGUAAAUAAGAAACUAGCAUACUAAAUGUUAUUUCUGUUCAUUUCACUUUUCAUGCAUAAACAGACAUUGUGCUAGUGUUUUAUUCUUUAAGCACUCUCAAGGAAAAAAAUGCCUUUUAUUUUUAUAUGAGUAAGAAAUUCCCAAAAAUAUUUUGCACUGAAUGUACCAAAGUUGAAGGGACAUUAUGAUCAGACUGACCGCAAACUGCAUCACUCUUACAAGUAUCUAGAAAAUAACUUCUUAAGAACCGAGCUUUCUUCACAGUGCCAUGUCUAUAGAUAUCAGGACUGUGCACAUAAGUAAUAAUUUUGUAAAAAUCAGUACAUGUGAUAUUGUAAUAUGCAUUUAUUUUAAAUGCAUUUGGUUCAUUUUUCAUCCAUCAAAUAACCUUUAAGGGAUUGAGUGUAAUACAGAUGUUUCAUAUUUUCCCAGCAACUUUUAUUUGUACAGCACCGUGAAACACACUAGCUUAUUGGGGAAACCAUUUGCGACACUUAAGAGGAUGAACCUUUAAUAGUAAUGAUUCCACUCUCCCUUAUCAGUGAACACCUCCAAGCUAUAAACUGUUCGUAAUGUCUUUCUAAUUGCAUUUUCACUGAUGAGUAGUUUUCUUAUCAAUGUUAAUUAAAAUGGAGUCCUUUUCAAUGGUAUAUCAAAAACUGCAUGAAUCCACCAAUUUAAUUAUGCUUAAUUUUGCCAAAGUGCACAGGCAUCACUUGCACCCAUUCCUCAUAACUAUCUUUAAUCCUAAAUUAGUUUUGCAUCUGUGCAUUUGUACAGCCAUUAAGAAAUACUACAUACAUCGAGCCAGAGUUCCAGAAAACUUCAACUGGAUGUUGAAUGGCAAGAACAGAAAUACAGCUCUUUGUGUUCCUUUUGAUGGCACUCAAGCAUUUCAAGACCUGCUUUGUGGGAGAACUAAGUUUGGGAGUAACCUCAGGAUUCCCACUCUGGGGACUCUCGUUGAAUAGGGGUCUCAGUGAGGUGACAUGCUUAUUUUCUGUAUUCAUAACAAUGGGAGCACCCAUCCACUCAAGUGAACAUUGGAACAGCAAUAAAGAUGCUGUCAGCAAAGACUACUUUUUCACCCUCACAAUGAGAAAGUAGAUGCUGUUGUGGUGGUAGGAGCUGGGUGCUGGGUAAAUUUAAGUUGCCUCAGAUCCCUUUCCCCCCCGCAUUCCCCAAACAAUAUAGGAAAUAAUGCCUGUAUUCAGAUCAUUGAGGAAACCCCACUGUCAAAAAUAAAAUGAAAAUAUCUUUUGACUUUACAAAAAAUGGGUUCCUCCCUAAAACAAUGACAUCUUGGAAUCACACAAGUUUUCUUAAACUGCUCCUGGCUUGUACUAAGUGGCAAAGAAAUGUCAAACUGUUAUUCUAUUUUUACAUCCAAGUUUAUCAGUGUUUGCUAAGAUAUCACGUUAAUGGUCCAGGGUUUGCUAAUGCAUGUGUUGUAUCAAAGAACUGAUACACAGUAGAUAAAUUUACUUGUGAGCAGGUCAUUUCAGCAUGGCUCAUGUUUCAUGUGAUCAAAUUCAUUAAGUAUCUGACACUCCAGUCACUUAGAGCCAAAUGAAACUUUUGAUUGGCUAAGAACCACAGAAGUUGGCUCUUGUAAUAUUACAGUAUCUUUUCCCUAAAAAGAGAUCCUUGCAGGAGAACAGAUCUACAAACAUUAAUCCAGAAACUCAUUGGAAUUAAAAGGGUUAAAUAUUUGACACAAAAGUUUACA
Terrapene triunguis (Three-toed box turtle) is the source of this 7541-nucleotide messenger RNA. RefSeq names its product HECT, C2 and WW domain containing E3 ubiquitin protein ligase 2 (gene HECW2). The record is from RefSeq and is a predicted model, not a curated record. Gene Ontology annotation, biological process: regulation of dendrite morphogenesis. Gene Ontology annotation, molecular function: ubiquitin-protein transferase activity; protein binding. Bases 243 to 4967 code for a protein of 1574 amino acids. The transcript is spliced from 29 exons. Lineage: Eukaryota; Metazoa; Chordata; Testudines; Emydidae.